AUGGGUCGUAAAAAAAGUAAACGAAAAUCACAAAAAACUACAAGACGACAACAAGUAUUACCGACAAUUUUUGAAUGUCCAUUUUGCAAUCAUGAAUAUUCGUGUAAUGUAAAAUUUGAUCGAAGGAAGCGACGCGCACAAAUUUUAUGUCGAAUUUGUUUCGAAAUGUAUGAAAUGGAUGUUCAUCAUUUAAGUGAACCAAUCGAUGUGUACAAUGCAUGGAUUAAUGCCUGUGAAGAAACCAAUAAAAAUCAAUUAAUAGUAUCAUGA
Messenger RNA from Rotaria socialis, 270 nucleotides. The record is from the annotation of a GenBank genome assembly. Lineage: Eukaryota; Metazoa; Rotifera; Eurotatoria; Philodinida; Philodinidae.